GGUACCGACGAAAAACGUGGACAUCAUCCUACAAGGAACGGUGCGAAUUGUGUUCGACAGCGAAAGUACCAAGCACAAUCUCAACGACUCCGUACACAUACAAAAAAUAUAAUAAUAUUAUUAUAGUUCUUCGUCAGCUACAAGAAGUCAUCAUGCAAUUGACAAUCGCAGUAGUAAGCUGUAUGUUGGUCAGUCUAGUCAGCUGUCAACAAUAUCAGCCCACAACUCCUAUCCCCAUCGUCCGAUAUGAAAACGAUGGUGUCAAUUUUGAUGGAUCUUAUAAAUGGGCAUACGAAACCGGCAAUGGAAUCCAAGCCCAAGAAAGUGGUUAUGUGCAGCCAGCUCAAGAUCCCAACCAGUCAGCCCUGAAUGUUGAAGGUGGCUACUCAUACACCGCUCCAGAUGGUACACCGAUCAGCGUCAAAUACGUCGCUGGUCCUCAGGGAUUCGUGCCUGUUGGUGAUCAUCUACCCACACCACCACCUUUACCGCCAGCAAUCGCCAAGUUGCUCCAAUUCCUUGCCACCCAGCCAUCCACACCAGAACCAGCUUACAACAAAAUUAAGUAAACGUCCAAUACAGCUCUAACAUCAUUCACCCACACGUCUCCUACGUGUUUGAGCAAUCGUCUAUGUAUCAAUUCAUCAAAUUACCCGCUUAUGCUUAAGUCUUAUAACUAUUAAUGUCAUGUAAACUGUCAUUAUUUAUUUUCACUUUAAUUUAAAUUCAUUUUUAAAAAACUUUGAUUUGUUAUUUGUUAUUUAUCCUUUUUUAUUCUAUGGAAGUAUGCUGUAGAAAAUGUUGCAUACAAUUGCUCGAUUUUAUAUAUAUUAUUAAUUUUAUAUUGAUUUUUUUAAUAAAAAUAUACUUAUUAUACA
Molecule: messenger RNA, 878 nt
Organism: Rhopalosiphum maidis (corn leaf aphid)
Lineage: Eukaryota; Metazoa; Arthropoda; Insecta; Hemiptera; Aphididae
Product: endocuticle structural glycoprotein SgAbd-8-like
Exons: 3
Coding region: 153-569 (138 amino acids)
Cellular component (GO): chitin-based extracellular matrix
Molecular function (GO): structural constituent of chitin-based larval cuticle
Source: RefSeq, a predicted model, not a curated record